Molecule: messenger RNA, 829 nt
Organism: Manis pentadactyla (Chinese pangolin)
Lineage: Eukaryota; Metazoa; Chordata; Mammalia; Pholidota; Manidae
Product: immunity-related GTPase family M protein-like
Exons: 1
Coding region: 77-760 (227 amino acids)
Biological process (GO): cellular response to interferon-beta; defense response
Cellular component (GO): endoplasmic reticulum membrane
Molecular function (GO): GTP binding; GTPase activity
Source: RefSeq, a predicted model, not a curated record
CUUACCUGCAGCCUGUGACUCUGCUGGGCGGCACAGCACGGGCUGCAGCGUGUCACCUGAGUCAGGAGCCAGGAGCAUGGGGAAGGCCUUGGAGGAAGGGAAGUUGCUGGAGGUGGUCUCUGUGGUCAGGGAGACCCUGGAGGCAGCAUGCAGUGCUAAGGUGAGCGUUGCGGUGAUAGGGGACUCCUGCAAUGGCGUGUCCUCCUUCGUCAAUGUGCUGAGGGGCCUUGGGCACGAGGAGGAGACCUCGGCUCCCACUGGGGUGGUGAGGACCACCCAGAUUCCCACCAGCUACUCAUCCUCCCGCCUUCCCAAUGUGAUGCUGUGGGACAGGCCCGGCAUGGGGGCUGCUGCACAAAGCCUGGAGAACCAUCUGGGGGAGAUGCCGUUCAGCCAAUAUGAUCUCUUUAUCAUCACGGCAUCUGAGCAAUUCAGCAUGAAUCACGUGAAGCUCGCCAAAACCAUCCAGGGCCUGGGAAAGAGGUUCUCCAUCGUGUGGACCAAGCUGGAUAGGGACCUGAGCACGAGUGUCCUCUCAGAGGACCAGCUCCUGCAGAAUAUCUGGGGGAAUAUCUGGGAAAAUCUCCAGAAGGAGGGAUAUGUGAACCCCCCACGUUCCUGGUGUCCAACCAUGACCCUUUAUUGCAUGACUUCCCAUGGCUUAGGGACACAUUGUACAGGGACCUGUCCGACAUCAGAUGCUGCAGUCUACUACAGACCCUAUCUCAAAUUUGUCACAAGAUCAUUAAUGACAAAGUGACCUCUCUGCAGGAGAAAUUAGCCUCAGGAUUUUCCCAAGACACCCUGGGCAUCCAGGACGCAGAUGACU